Arabis nemorensis is the source of this 1050-nucleotide messenger RNA. Lineage: Eukaryota; Viridiplantae; Streptophyta; Magnoliopsida; Brassicales; Brassicaceae. The record is from the annotation of a GenBank genome assembly.
AUGCCGAUGAUGGUUAUUACCAGUCGAUUCUCGCCGGCGAUUCUUCCGGCUAGGUUUUCCAUCUCCCGGUUGCUUCCCGUCAAGUAUUCCGAUCAAAGACGCGUUGUUUUCGUUCCCAGAUCACCUCGCGCCUCUUCUUCUUCCUCCGUCUCCGUCGAAACGAAGUCAAGUGUGGAUUCUGUUAUCGAGAAAGAGAAGAAGAUUUUAGCUUGUCCCAUUUGUUAUAACUCUUUAGUAUGGAUUAGUCAACCUAAUGGAUUAAUAGAAUCUACUGUUUCUGGUACUCAAUUACAAUGCAAUACCUGUAAAAGGAGGUUUUCGGGUAAUGAGACGCAUCUUGAUUUAGCUGUGGCUAGUGGAAGCAAGCAAUACAAUGAACCAAUGCCACUUUCCACCGAGUUAUUCAGGACUCCGUUAGUCUCCUUCCUUUACGAACGGGGUUGGCGUCAGAAUUUCAUAUGGGGUGGUUUUCCAGGACCAGAGAAAGAGUUUGAAAUGGCUAAAGACUACCUGAAGCCUUUUUUGGGAGGCAAUAUCAUUGAUGCUAGCUGCGGAAGUGGGAUGUUCUCGAGGUUAUUUGCCAGAAGCGGGCUGUUUUCUCUGGUGAUUGCCCUUGAUUACUCUGAGAAUAUGCUACGGCAGUGCUAUGAACUCUUAAACCAAGAAGAUAACUUUCCCAACAAAGAGAAACUUGUUCUGGUCCGAGCAGACAUCGCUCGACUCCCUUUCCUUUCGGGUUCAGUUGACGCUGUCCAUGCUGGUGCUGCUCUGCAUUGCUGGCCUUCACCAUCCUCAGCCGUUGCUGAGAUAAGCCGUGUUCUUAAACCUGGAGGAGUAUUUGUUGCCACCACAUUCAUCUAUGACGGUCCGUUCAGUUUUAUCCCGUUGUUGAAGAAUAUUCGUCAGGAAAUAAUGAGAUAUUCAGGUUCUCACAUCUUUCUGAGUGAAAGUGAGCUUGAAGAUCUCUGUAAAGCCUGCGGACUCGUUGGCUUCACUUGUGUUAGAAACGGGCCAUUUAUAAUGCUCUCCGCCACAAAACCAAACAGAUAA